CCGGGCGGCGGCGCGGCGUUCCGCCGUCGGUGCUAGAGGGCGACCGCGGGGCGCCGAGCCCGCCUGGCUCGGCGGCGCCGGAGCGCGGAGGCAGCGCGGAGGGGCCGCCGCCGCCGCCGCCGCCAUGGGCAACGCGGGGAGCGUGGACUCGCAGCAGACGGAGCUCCGGGCGCACAGCGUGCCCCUCAAGCUGCCCAUGCCCGAGCCCGGCGAGCUGGAGGAGCGCUUCGCCGUCGUGCUGAAUGCGAUGAACUUGCCGCCCGACAAAGCCCGGCUGCUGCGGCAGUACGACAACGAGAAGAAGUGGGAGCUCAUCUGCGACCAGGAAAGGUUUCAAGUGAAGAACCCUCCGCACACGUACAUCCAGAAGUUGAAGGGCUAUCUGGACCCGGCAGUGACCAGGAAGAAAUUCAGAAGACGAGUCCAAGAGUCUACUCAAGUACUCCGAGAACUGGAAAUUUCUUUGAGAACAAAUCACAUUGGAUGGGUCAGGGAGUUCUUGAAUGAAGAAAACAAAGGCCUGGACGUUCUGGUGGAGUACUUGUCGUUCGCACAGUACGCAGUCACUUUUGACUUCGAGAGUUUGGAGAACAAUGUGGAAAACUCGAUGGACAAGUCCAAACCUUGGAGCCGAUCUAUUGAAGACCUGCACAGAGGCAGCAAUUUACCCUCGCCAGUUGGCAAUAACAUCUCCCGCUCUGGCAGGCACUCGACUUUACGGUACAAUACCUUGCCAAGCCGAAGAACGCUAAAAAAUUCCAGAUUAGUGAGUAAAAAAGACGAUGUUCACGUCUGCAUCAUGUGUUUACGGGCCAUAAUGAACUACCAGUACGGAUUCAAUAUGGUCAUGUCGCAUCCACAUGCUGUCAAUGAAAUUGCACUAAGUUUGAACAACAAGAAUCCCAGGACAAAGGCCCUCGUCUUAGAACUCUUAGCCGCUGUUUGUCUCGUCAGAGGAGGGCAUGAAAUCAUUUUGUCUGCGUUUGAUAACUUCAAGGAGGUGUGUGGAGAGAAACAGCGCUUUGAGAAGCUGAUGGAGCACUUCCGAAAUGAAGACAACAAUAUAGACUUUAUGGUGGCCUGCAUGCAGUUCAUCAACAUCGUUGUCCACUCGGUGGAGGACAUGAACUUCCGAGUCCACCUGCAGUAUGAAUUUACAAAACUGGGCCUGGACGAGUACCUGGACAAAUUGAAACACACAGAGAGCGACAAACUGCAGGUGCAAAUUCAAGCUUAUCUGGAUAACGUUUUUGACGUGGGAGCAUUACUGGAGGACGCCGAAACCAAGAAUGCAGCCCUGGAAAGAGUUGAAGAACUGGAAGAAAAUAUUUCCCAUCUUUCUGAAAAACUCCAAGAUACGGAGAAUGAAGCUAUGGCAAAGAUUGUGGAACUGGAAAAACAGCUUAUGCAAAGAAACAAAGAACUGGAUGUGAUUCGGGAAAUCUACAAAGAUGCAAAUACCCAGGUUCACACCUUGAGAAAAAUGGUGAAAGAAAAAGAGGAAGCCAUCCAGCGACAGUCAACGCUGGAGAAAAAGAUCCAUGAACUGGAGAAGCAGGGGACCAUUAAGAUCCAGAAGAAGGGUGAUGGUGACAUCUCUAUUCUUCCUGUGGCUCUGGCCUCUGGGAUGGUGCCGGCAGGCUCAGAGGCUGUGGCUGGCGCGUGUGUCACACCGGUUGCUGGAGCAGCAACUACUGUCCCCUUGCCACCACCUCCACCACCAUUACCAGCCUUAGCAGCAGCAUCUGAGGCAGUGCAAAACGGCCCUGUGACGGUGCCAAUGCCGCCUCCACCCCCGCCUCCACCGCCGCCUCCACCACCACCACCUCCUCUCCCAGGUCCAGCUUUGGACACCGCUCCUGCGGCUCCGCUGCCCCCGCCGCCCCCGCCGUCAGCUCCCCCCCUGCCCGGGACAGCCUCUCCCACCGUGGUUUUCAACUCAGGGCUUGCAGACGGGCCAAUCAAGCUCUUCUCUGUGAAAAUCAAGAAGCCGAUCAAGACCAAGUUCCGCAUGCCAGUGUUCAACUGGGUCGCCCUCAAACCCAACCAGAUCAAUGGGACAGUCUUCAACGAAAUAGAUGACGAAAGGAUCCUGGAGGAUUUAAAUGUGGAUGAAUUUGAAGAAAUAUUCAAAACAAAAGCCCAAGGUCCAGCCAUUGAUCUUACUUCAAGCAAGCAAAAAAUAACUCAGAAAGGGUCGAACAAAGUCACGUUACUGGAUGCAAACAGGGCCAAAAACCUUGCCAUUACUUUAAGGAAAGCUGGAAAGACGGCAGAUGAAAUAUGCAAAGCUAUUCAUGUGUUUGACCUGAAAACGCUACCAGUGGAUUUCGUGGAAUGCCUCAUGCGGUUCCUGCCCACCGAGAACGAAGUGAAAGUGCUGCGGCUCUAUGAGCGGGAAAGGAAACCCAUCGAGAACCUGUCCGACGAAGACCGGUUCAUGAUGCAGUUCAGCAAGAUCGAGAGGCUGAUGCAGAAAAUGACCAUCAUGGCCUUUAUAGGCAACUUCGCAGAAAGCAUCCAGAUGCUGACCCCGCAACUUCACGCAAUAAUAGCUGCGUCUGUCUCAAUAAAGUCAUCCCAAAAGCUUAAGAAAAUACUGGAGAUAAUCUUGGCUCUCGGUAACUACAUGAACAGCAGUAAACGAGGAGCUGUGUAUGGAUUUAAACUACAGAGUUUAGACCUGCUCUUAGAAACAAAGUCAACAGACCGAAAGCAAACCCUGUUGCACUAUAUUUCUAAUGUUGUCAAGGAGAAGUACCAGCACGUAUCCCUCUUUUACAACGAGCUUCAUUACGUGGAGAAGGCUGCUGCAGUAUCUCUUGAAAAUGUCCUCUUGGACGUGAAAGAGCUCCAGAGGGGCCUGGAUCUGACAAAGCGUGAGUACACCAUGCACGACCACAACACAAUGCUGAAGGAGUUCAUUCAGAACAAUGAAGGAAAGCUGAAGAAACUGCAGGAUGAUGCCAAAAUAGCCCAGGAUGCCUUUGAUGAUGCUGUGAAGUACUUUGGGGAGAAUCCCAAGACAACACCCCCCUCAGUCUUUUUCCCAGUGUUUGUCCGAUUUGUGAAGGCCUACAAGCAAGCAGAAGAAGAGAAUGAGUUGAGAAAAAAGCAGGAACAGGCCUUAAUGGAAAAACUUAUGGAGCAAGAAGCACUGAUGGAGCAGCAGGACCAAAAGUCUCCUUCACAUAAAACAAAGAGACAGCAGCAAGAGCUAAUUGCAGAGCUCAGACGGCGACAAGUCAAGGAUAAUAGGCAUGUGUAUGAAGGGAAGGAUGGUGCUAUUGAAGACAUUAUAACAGCCCUAAAGAAGAAUAAUAUCACUAAAUUUCCAAAUGUUCACUCGAGGGUAAGGAUUUCUUCUAGCACACCGGUGGUGGAGGAUACACAGAGCUGAUCUUAGAAACCAGCCAUACCGACGGGCCGAUGCGGUGAGGAGAAGCGUCCGGCGGCGCUUCGAUGAUCAGAACUUGCGCUCUGCAAACGGUGCUGAAAUAACCAUGUGAGCUGGAGACCUGCGCGUGUAAAGUCGAGGGGGUGCUCGAGCGAUACCUUGUCCAUGUGAACUGUGUGUUCUGCCACUUACUUACAGCCUUGGGAACGGUAACGUUGCUUUCUAAAGGGCUCAAAGACCUAGAAAAUGCAUAGGAACGUCAGCGAUGGGCUCUCCACUCAACUGUAGCUAACAAGUGCCUAAAACUGAAGUACCUGCUCAAAUUAAUCAAAGCAAUAGGACUUGAUUUGAUUGGGUAUCUUUUUACACCAAUACUUUAUUCAGUAUUUUUAACCAAAAUGUAAAAUAUGUGUUGUUUUUGGGUGUUUAGUUUGGUUUGAUUAUAUAAAAGUUUAGUGAUCGGUCUUCUGUUGACCUUACCUGGAUCCCGACUGGUUGUAAACAGGUAGUACUUGGAUGUGCUCUGCUGCAAGCUCCCUGAGCUCUUAAACGCAUUCCUGCGCUGUCAGCUGAGGGAUUAACCUUGGCUUCAGAUGCACUUAUUGGCUUUUUUUUUUU
Messenger RNA from Cygnus olor (mute swan), 4015 nucleotides. It is a transcript of the gene FMNL2, whose product is annotated as formin like 2. Gene Ontology annotation, biological process: cortical actin cytoskeleton organization; cell migration; regulation of cell shape. Lineage: Eukaryota; Metazoa; Chordata; Aves; Anseriformes; Anatidae. Gene Ontology annotation, molecular function: actin filament binding; small GTPase binding. Gene Ontology annotation, cellular component: cytosol. The coding region runs from base 125 to 3400 and encodes 1091 amino acids. The transcript has 28 exons. The record is from RefSeq and is a predicted model, not a curated record.